This is a messenger RNA of Caenorhabditis elegans, 1523 nucleotides long. It is a transcript of the gene ZK993.2, whose product is annotated as RING-type domain-containing protein. Lineage: Eukaryota; Metazoa; Nematoda; Chromadorea; Rhabditida; Rhabditidae. The record is from RefSeq and is marked reviewed. The transcript has 5 exons. The coding region runs from base 5 to 1471 and encodes 488 amino acids.
UCAAAUGUCUCUACUCACCUCGAUUUUCUGUCCGUUGUGCAAAACUCCAUAUGACGAGACCCAGAAAAGACCGCGUCUCGGUUCGUGUCAUCACUCGACAUGUGAGCAGUGUCAGAAGAACGCCACGUGUCAGAUUUGUGGGCUGGAGGACUCUUUCAGGGAUGUCGUGUACAAUUAUGAUUUGAUCCGAUGUAUGGAAAAUCUAUCUGAAAUUUUGGAAUCCGAUGAUCUACAAGGAGAAUCAAAGCCCCUAAGCUGCAUGACCAAAGGAUGUGGAUCCGACCUGAAGCCGAGAUUCUGUGUUACCUGUGCUUUAUCCUCAGGAAUUGCCGAAUACCAUCCAUCAUCCGGAUCCUUAAGGCUGAACCAUUGCAUCUCGGAAAUAAUAAUAAUGGACAAGGCCAACAACUUUCUGAUUUGCGCUGAUUGUAUCUGUAAUGGAGACCAUUCGGACCAUGAGAUUCUAAAAAAUCAUGAGAUGGGCGACAUGGAAGCGGAGCUGCAGUUUUUGUGUUCCGCGGCACGUGGAUUCCUGAUGGAAAGUCAUAUGGAUAGGGGUGCAAUUGAUUGUGAGAUCUUGAAAGAUCAGGUCAUCAAAUUUCGGAAAUAUGCAGUAGCGAUGCAGAUGUUUUUGAAAACGGAAAAUUGGAAAAGGGUGGAGGAUGAGGUCAUGAUGAACGACUUAUCAGUGAAAUUCAAUGCGAAAAUUCCUGAAAUUAUGAAUGCAAAGAAGAAAGCUUUGGAGAUGGUAAAAUCGAUAUUCACCCGGAAUCGAAAGCUUCGGCAACGGCAUUUGAUGUAUGACCAGCUGGAAAUCCAAAAAUAUUUGGAUUUUACUGAACUGAAAAAGUCUGAAAAUUCUAACGAAAAAGCUAAAGCCAUGUUGCAAAAAACAAUCGAUCAAUUUCAAAAAUGCAAAGAAAUAUAUUCAAAAUUCUGCGUGAUUCCACUGGAUCCGGCUGAUGCUCUAGAAAUUGACAGGGAAAUUGAAGAUAAAAUGAGAAAACUUGAAGAUGAACAGAAGAAGAAAACACCGAUGGAAGUGGAAGAGGACUCGAAAUUUUUCAAGUUUCGCGCUUUGCAAAAGGAGAUUGAGAGAGUUCAUAUUCAACAUAAAACCUGCGAAAAGGAAUGGCUAACACGACGUCGCGAGGUAUUUCAUUUGAUUUCAAGCCGCUACAAAACUAUAUCCCAACUGGAACAACAACUUGGAAACGUUAUAUAUACUCCAACUGCAAAUGCAAUAUGGGCUUACGAGAUAACUAUGAAAAGCCUGCAGAAUGAUAAACGAUUGAUAAAGCUUUUUGAAUCAAUAUCUGAACUGCUUCAAGCCAGGCUUAUGGCCUCUAAAUACUUCCCAGAUGUCCCUGGAAAAUCUUAUGAGGAUGAGAUUUUUAAGCGACUACUCGUGGAGGAUUAUGAUGACCAGAUUGGAAUUUCGUGGCUUCAGAAAAUUCUUUUUAUGUUUUAACUGAAUAAAUUGAACUUAAAUUUAAACUCUAAAUUUUCCAAAUAAUAUUUUU